GGAAGGGGAGAGAUUUGUACUUGUUGCUUCUUUAUAAUUGCAUUUUAUAGGUCCAGGGUUCAGGGCACACCUAAAUCAACAGAGAGACGUAACAUACUGAGUUAUGGCUGAACAGACCACCGUCGCCGCCGCGACCGAUUCGCCGUUAAAGAGACCAAGAGAAGGAGAUGAGAACGGCGCCGCCGCCUUUGAAACUAAUGCCCACAUAUCAUCUGUCAUUCCCGGAUGGUUUUCAGAGAUUAGCCCAAUGUGGCCUGGAGAAGCACACUCUUUAAAAGUGGAAAAGAUCUUGUUUCAAGGCAAGUCUGAGUAUCAAGAUGUUAUGGUAUUUCAGUCAGCAACAUAUGGGAAAGUUCUUGUUUUAGAUGGUGUAAUUCAACUUACAGAAAGAGAUGAAUGUGCAUAUCAAGAAAUGAUAACUCAUCUUCCCCUUUGUUCAAUUCCAAACCCUAAAAAGGUUUUGGUUGUUGGAGGAGGUGAUGGUGGGGUGUUGCGUGAAGUAGCUCGACAUACUUCUAUUGAACAUAUAGAUAUAUGUGAGAUUGAUAAAAUGGUUGUUGAUGUUUCUAAAGAUUUCUUUCCUGAUGUUGCUGUUGGAUACGAUGAUCCUCGUGUCAACCUCCACAUAGGCGAUGGAGUUGCAUUCUUGAAAGCUGCUCCUGAAGGAAGUUAUGAUGCUGUUAUAGUUGAUUCUUCAGAUCCAAUAGGUCCAGCUCAAGAGCUUUUUGAGAAACCUUUUUUUGAAAGUGUUGCAAAAGCGUUGCGUCCUGGUGGUGUUGUUUGUACACAAGCUGAAAGCAUAUGGCUUCAUAUGCAUAUUAUUGAAGAUAUUGUUGCAAAUUGUCGCCAGGUGUUUAAAGGGUCUGUUAAUUAUGCAUGGACAACGGUUCCUACAUAUCCAAGUGGUGUUAUUGGAUUCAUGUUAUGUUCUACUGAAGGACCUGAGGUUGACUUCAAGAACCCGGUCAACCCAAUAGAUGCAAUCGAUAAACAAUCUAAAUCUGUGGGACCCUUGAAGUUCUACAACAAAGAGAUCCACUCAGCAGCUUUCUGUUUGCCUUCUUUUGCAAAGAAAGUGAUCGAAGCCAAAGCAGCAAAGUGACAAAUAGGGAGAGAAGGUUAAAAUAGUCAUUUUAGAGUGUCCCGGAUUUUAAAUGUCAGUUGAGAUUAUUUCAUCUGAUUUCUUCGAGUGUCUUUGAAAUAUUGUUAAGGAAUAAAUUCGGGGUUCUGUUUUGGUGAGUGUUAGUGUUUGUGACAAUUUUAGCAAAGUCUUAAUUUUAGCUGUAUUUGAUCAACUUAAAAGCGGUUUUACUUAUCUUUCUGCAAUUGGAACUGAAACUCAACA
Molecule: messenger RNA, 1345 nt
Organism: Lactuca virosa
Lineage: Eukaryota; Viridiplantae; Streptophyta; Magnoliopsida; Asterales; Asteraceae
Source: the annotation of a GenBank genome assembly